AUGUUCCCGUAUCUCAGUUUUCGUUUGUCCGGCCUGGAACCCAUGGCACAGUACACAUUGCAUGUGGACGCAGUCUUGGCAGAUCAGAAUCACUGGAGGUAUCAGGGUGGAAAAUGGAUCCAGUGUGGAAAAGCUGAGGGCAACAUGCCAGGCAACCGAAGUUAUCAGCACCCUGAUUCCCCCAAUACUGGAGCCCACUGGAUGAGACAAGAGGUGACAUUCAGCAAACUCAAACUCACCAACAACAAGGGGUCAUCCAACAACACAUCUCAGAUGCUGGUGUUACAAUCGCUCCACAAGUACCAGCCACGACUCCAUUUAACACAGAUAAAGGACACAGGGUCUCCUGAGGUCCACAACUUCAGCUUUCCAGAGACACAGUUUAUUGCAGUGACUGCCUAUCAGAAUGCAGAUAUCACACAGCUGAAAAUUGAUCACAAUCCAUUUGCUAAAGGAUUCCGCGAUCACUGUGAUAUGCAAGUAUCUAUGGGAUUAACAGG
Messenger RNA from Bombina bombina (fire-bellied toad), 500 nucleotides. RefSeq names its product T-box transcription factor TBX21-like. The record is from RefSeq and is a predicted model, not a curated record. NCBI's taxonomy places the organism in Eukaryota, Metazoa, Chordata, Amphibia, Anura, Bombinatoridae. Gene Ontology annotation, cellular component: nucleus. The annotation marks the transcript as partial. Gene Ontology annotation, molecular function: DNA-binding transcription factor activity, RNA polymerase II-specific; RNA polymerase II cis-regulatory region sequence-specific DNA binding. Gene Ontology annotation, biological process: lymphocyte migration; cell fate specification; regulation of transcription by RNA polymerase II. The transcript is spliced from 4 exons.